Messenger RNA from Alternaria alternata, 2809 nucleotides. Its product is annotated as long-chain fatty alcohol dehydrogenase. Lineage: Eukaryota; Fungi; Ascomycota; Dothideomycetes; Pleosporales; Pleosporaceae. Bases 494 to 2731 code for a protein of 745 amino acids. The record is from RefSeq and is a predicted model, not a curated record. Gene Ontology annotation, molecular function: flavin adenine dinucleotide binding; long-chain-alcohol oxidase activity. The transcript has a single exon.
CCGAGGUCGAGAGCCAAGACGACUGCCACUGUGAUCUGCCCGUGGAUUUUACCGCGUAGAUCAAUGCAAGACAUAGCAAUAUCAAUCCACAUCAUCCACAUCAUCCACAUCAUCCACAGCAUCCACAGCACUCACGACAUCAAAGCCAGAUGUUCUCAAAUCUCCGGCGAAUCUGCUCUUCCGGCUUCCGACGUUCACGGACAACGCCUACCUUGGCGUUCCUUGCCGAGACGCCAUCAUGAAGUUUGUUUUCCGGACCGAGGCUCAACUUGCCACGCCAGUGUCGCCCCUAAUACCUAGGUAGUUGACAACAAUGGAGCAGCUUGUGACGCGGGGAAGCGUUGCUUUCACUCUCGACGACUGUGGAUACAAAACAAGACGACACCUGCGUUUGCACUACUUUAGCAUGCCCGACUGCUCCACCUGAAAGACCCUUUGAGGGUCCACGCGCGACAUCAAGGCUAUCCCUGGAUUCUCAAAUCUACGUGGCAAAAUGUCUUCAACUCUCUCAACUGAGCCCGUUUCGCCGAAAGCUACUCCGCUCCCACCACUGCCGUCUGAGGAUCCGCUCACGUCCCAACAAUGGAAGACACUUCUUGCUAUUGCGGAUGCGGUCAUCCCAGCAAUCAAGCCCAUGUCCACGGCGAAGACGCGCACUGAAAUCGCUGCGACCGACACCGAUUACUCGACCGCGAUUAGCAAGCUGAGGGCUCUAACGCCGGAGAAUGACCCUGAUGCGGUAACAGCGGUGAAGGACUACCUGGAUGACUAUGCGAGUCAGGAUCCAGCGUUUCGAGCGGAAUUACAACAUGUCUUCGCUAUGUACAUGCCGCAGAACCAAAGAAAGGAGCUGUGUAUGGUGCUGAAUGUCCUGAAUACUAGAGCGGGGUCGCUGGCACUGACUGGUUAUCUUACACCAAUUAGCGAACAACCCGCUCAUGUAAGAGAGUCAAUCAUUCAGGGCUGGGCUACCGCGCGGCUUGGAGCGCUUCGCCAACUGCGUCGCUCGUUGGUGAUCAUUACUAAACAGGCUUGGAUCAAGACGUCGCCUGCAUUGAGACGCGUUAUAGGCGCCCCACGCGUGCCUCUGGGCAUGAAGCCUGGGAAGGGCUUCGACUAUGAGUUUAUUCAGAUUCCUCCCGGCGACAAGCCUGAAGUUAUCGAGACAGACGUGGUGAUUGUGGGAAGCGGGUGUGGAGGUGGUGUGACCGCGAAGAACCUCGCGGAAGCCGGGCACCGUGUGUUGAUCGUAGAGAAGGCAUAUCACUGGACUCCAGAUCACUUUCCCAUGGCUGAACUGGAUGGAUGGCACCAUCUUUUCAUGAGUGGAUCAUUUUUGACAUCUGAUGAUAGUUCUGUCAGUGUUGUAGCAGGUCAGUCCAUGGGCGGUGGAGGUACUGUCAACUGGUCUGCUUCUCUCCAGACACAGGGCUACGUCCGUCGCGAGUGGGCAGGACGAGGUCUUCCAUUUUUCACAUCUGCAGAAUUCCAAGAGUCUUUAGAUCGUGUCUGUGAUCGCAUGGGCGUCUCAGACAAGAACAUCAAGCAGAAUCGCAACAACGAGAUACUACUUGAAGGUGCCAGGAAACUCGGCUGGACUGCUAAGCCUGUGCCACAAAAUACCGGUGGACAGCAGCACUAUUGCGGUUAUUGCAACUUUGGCUGCGGCUCGUGUGAAAAGCAAGGCCCGGUAGUAUCCUUCCUCCCUGACGCUGCCCGAGCGGGAGCAAAGUUCAUCGAAGGCUUCCACGCAGAGAGAGUCAUCUUCUCCAAUAAGAACGGCCGAAAGAUAGCAACCGGCGUACUUGGCACAUGGACAUCCCGUGACGCUCACGGCGGCGUUGCUGGUUCCCCCCUAACAACCCGCCGCGUCCUCAUCAAAGCAAAGCGUGUCGUCGUAUCAGCAGGAACCAUGCAAUCUCCGCUUCUCCUCAUGCGUUCUGGACUCAAGAACCCGCAGAUAGGUCGCAACCUAUACCUUCACCCCGUCACCUUCCUUGGCGCUUAUCACAAGGAAGAGAUCAAACCUUGGGAAGGCGGGAUCCUCACUGCGGUAGUAGGCGAGUUCGAAAACAUGGACGGCAAAGGCCAUGGUGUCAAGCUUGAAGCUACGAACAUGGUUCCUUCUGCGUGUCUUAUGUGGGUUGAUUGGAAGAGCGCUAUGCAAUACAAAAUCGACGCGGCGAAGUUGAAACACAUGGUUGGGUACAUUUCCAUUGCAAGAGACCGCGAUACAGGGCGAGUAUAUCCAGAUCCAGUCGACGGUCGUGUGAGGUUUUCGUACCAGACAUCCAAGUUUGACCAAAAACACGUAUUAGAAGGUGUUAUUGCGCUGGCGAAGAUUCAGUAUGUGGAAGGAGCACAGGAAAUCUUCACCGUAAUACCCAAUAUGCGACCAUUCGUUCGGGAUCCUUCCAUGCCAGCAGGCGAUGGUAUUAACGAUCCAGAGUUCCAGACCUGGAUCCAGGAUAUCAGAAAUAUGGGCCUACCAUCACCUGAGAGUGUGUAUGUCUCCGCGCAUCAAAUGGGUACUUGCCGGAUGAGUGCGAAGGAGAAAGACGGUGUUGUUGACCCGCGAGGCGCUGUCUGGGGCACUGAGGGCCUGUAUGUGGCUGAUGCGAGUGUGUUCCCUAGUGCUAGUGGAGUUAACCCCAUGGUUACAAAUAUGGCCAUUAGUGAUUGGAUCAGUCGAGGGAUCAAAGAGGGGAUGGAGGAGAGGCCGAGGUUGUAGGAGUAUAAUUCCAAGGAGGUUGUGUACCUCCUGACGGGAACACCAAUGACUUUGAAAGAUGGUAAUAGAUAUAAAGCG